Messenger RNA from Strongylocentrotus purpuratus (purple sea urchin), 1650 nucleotides. Its product is annotated as U3 small nucleolar ribonucleoprotein protein IMP3. NCBI's taxonomy places the organism in Eukaryota, Metazoa, Echinodermata, Echinoidea, Camarodonta, Strongylocentrotidae. Gene Ontology annotation, biological process: rRNA processing. Gene Ontology annotation, cellular component: small-subunit processome; Mpp10 complex; small ribosomal subunit. The transcript has 6 exons. The record is from RefSeq and is a predicted model, not a curated record. Bases 77 to 622 code for a protein of 181 amino acids. Gene Ontology annotation, molecular function: snoRNA binding; structural constituent of ribosome; rRNA binding.
CCAUAGUCGUCCACAUACACACGUGUGCGAGAACAUUUUCUUAGAUCUCUCGAUUAUCUAGAUUACAUUCUGAAUCAUGCGAAAAUUAAAGUAUCAUGAGCAGAAAUUACUUAAGAAGGUUGAUUUUAUAUCAUGGGAAGUAGACAACAAUUUACAUGAAGUUAAAAUUAUGCGACGAUACCAUAUUCAGAAGAGGGAAGAUUAUACAAAGUAUAACAAAUUAAGCCGUCAUGUGAGAACUCUUGCCAAUAAGAUUAAGCAGCUAGACAGCAAGGAUCCCUUCAGAAAUCAGUGCACUAGUCAGAUGUUAAAAAAGUUGUACAACAUGGGUAUCGUACCAACCAAACAGAAUCUAGCCCUCUGUGAUAAUGUGUCAGCAUCAUCAUUCUGUAGAAGACGGCUUCCUGUUGUCAUGGUGAAAAUAAAGAUGGCAGAGACAGUGGAGUCGGCAGUAAAGUUUGUUCAGCAUGGACAUAUUAGGGUUGGACCAGAAUUAGUUUUAGACCCAGCCUUCCUUGUUACCAGAUCGAUGGAAGAUUUUGUAACGUGGACAGAUACAUCAAAGAUCAAGAAACACAUUGUUGAAUACAAUGAGGAGAGGGAUGAUUUUGAUCUCAUGUGAAAGGACCUCAGAUGCUCAUGAAGAAAGCAGCUUGUUGCAGUAAUGAACAGUUAAGGAGGCCACAGCCUAUAUAGUGCUGAUGGAGACAUCUGGUCAUCCAAAUACUAAAUGCUUGCUUGAGGAGGAUGCCAUCAUGACCAAGUUGCAGGUCUGGAAAGUUGCUUCUGUAAUGUUGCCACUUGUUAAUGGAGACAUUGGAAGGAUGUUUUUACUACAUCGUUGGAGCAUGUUCGAAGAAGAUCUGAUUCUAACCUUAGCCAAGCCCAAUCUGCACUUAUAUCACAAAAUCUAUUAUCAAUUUAUUUCUGUCUUUCAUUCUCUUCUUGUGUCUCUCAAUGGAGGCAUGAUGGCUCAGUGGUCCCAGGUUUGAAAUCAAGUUGAUGCUAGUGCCCUUGGGUAAGGCAUAGUCCUCAUUACCAAGUCCCUCGGAGAGGACUUAUUAGUCUCUUGGUUGCUUGUAAGUACAAGCACAUACAUGCCUUCUUAGCAGUGAGAUAAAACAAGCAAACAAACGAAACCGAACCUAAACGACCAUCUCUGACAGUGCUACUCUUUCCAGUUAAACUUUGCUCAAGCACUGUUCUUUGUGAAGCUGAGGAACUCGAUAAGAAGGUGAUCCAAUAAUGAAGAGCGCUUCCGUCACAAAGUCCCAAGAUGUAGGUCCUGUGGUAUGCCAUCAAGGAUGUCCACAAAUACCCUACCAGUAGAGGUACAUGUACUCUACCAUUAUUGAUGAUUGAACUGACUUUUGUUAUGAAUUUGAGGUAGAAUUUUAGAUAAAGAGUAGAAAGUCAUGAACCUUUAAAUGUUGAGAUCACUAAUGAUAUAUAUCCUCACAUUGGCAUUUAAGACUUCAUGUUUCAUAUCGUACAUGUAUAUUGCAAUUACUCCAUUUGUUGUGUGCAAAAGGUGUUAAAUACUAAAUGGGUACCGGAAGGAAGGAAUUCCUUGAAUGCUGUGAGCGCUGAAAUCGGCUGCCUAGCAGAGCCGGGCUAAUAGUUGGAGCGCCUUGAGCACCAUGCAUGGUG